Molecule: messenger RNA, 1587 nt
Organism: Amphibalanus amphitrite
Lineage: Eukaryota; Metazoa; Arthropoda; Thecostraca; Balanomorpha; Balanidae
Exons: 2
Coding region: 82-1269 (395 amino acids)
Source: RefSeq, a predicted model, not a curated record
AGUCAGAGUCGGUGAAUAGUAUCAUUCACACAGUAUCAUCCAGUGGUGAUAUUAUAACAGCUCUAGCGAAAAGUUAUCAGGAUGUUCCGCAAAGUCUUCGUGGUUCUGGUUAGCCUGGCCUGCGCCCAGGCGCGGCCUCAGUGGCAGCAGGCGGUACCGCUGGUCCCCGGCUCGUCCGGCACGUCCAACAGCGGCAUCACCAAGAGCGACACCGUCCUCCCGAUCGGCGGCACGUCCAACGUGGUCCAGCACCAGUCCGCCACCGGAGGACAGGCUUCCAAAGGCGGCUUCAACGUCGGCUCUGCCUCCGGCAACACCCAGAGCCAGACGGGUCUCCUGGGAACCAGCAGCUCGUCCAACACAGACGCCCAGUCUCAGCAGGGCUCCGUUCCAGGCUUUGGCAGCCUUGGAGGAGGUUUUGUCAUGCCGUCUAUCCCGAUUAUCCCUGGCUUCGGUCCCAGCAGCGCUCAGGGCCAGUCAGGCAGCAACAUCGUGCAGGGGGAGACCAUUGGACCUCACGGCGGCUCGACAAACAUCGUCCAGCAACAGUCGGGCACCGGAGGACAGGCUUCCAACGGCGGCUUCAACGUCGGCACAGCCUCCGGCAACACCCAGAGCCAGACGGGUCUCAUGGGGACCAGCAGCUCGUCCAACACGAACGCUCAGUCGCAGCAGGGCUCCGUCCCAGCUUUCGGCCAUUUCGGAGGUGCAGGACUAAUCCUUCCUUCCGUCCCGGCUCUCCCUGGUUUCGGCUCCGGCAGCGCUCAGGGUCAGGCUGGCAGCAGCAUUGUCAGUAGCGAUACCAUUGGACCGUUCGGAGGCUCUUCCAAUGUGGUCCAAAUGCAGUCCGGCACCGGCGGUCAGGCGGCCAACGGCGGCGUCAACGUCGGCUCUGCCUCCAGCAACUCGCAGAACCUGAUCACGCCGCACGGCACCAGCAGCUCGUCCAACACGGACGCCCAGUCGUCGCAGUUCACCAACCCCGCCCUGGCCGGUUUCGGAGGAGUCCCGGGCCUGCCAGUGAUCCCCGGUCUUGGCCUCGGCUCGGCCACCGGUAACGCUGGCAGCCAACUGACCCAGGGCAAGACCACCGGACCGGACGGCAGCCAGACCACCGUCACCCAGCUGGGCUCUUCGGCCGGUGGCAGCGCCUCCAACGGCGGCAGCAGCGUCAACCAGGCCUCCGGCAGCACGUCCAGCAUUGACGGCGUCUCUGGCUCGCAGACUCAGUCCAACCUGAACUCACAGUCCGUUCAGACCGGACGGUAGGAGCGCCUGCCGCUUGCUCAACUGUUUUAUGAUGUCAUUUUUAUCUACGAGAUCUUUUGACAUGAGAAUGCCUAUCAGGUUUCUGAUGAAGGUGUGUGAGUGUAGUUAACUCGGACACUUGUGCCAGUGUUGUGUUAUUGUUUUGCGUACGUGGCAUGUACAACGAUUUCGUGUUUCCAGUUAGUGAUAUCAAAGUUGAUUAUAUGACAUAUAAAUGUAAUAUUUAUCGGUGACCCGGCUCCGUUUCCAUCUAUCUUCAGCUGUGGUUUCGCUCUGCAGCUUUAGGUAUAUUAUCUCUGAAAUAUAAAUACAAACAAA